CAGAGCGAAGCUCUCACAGUUUAGUUUCUCUAUCAACUCUUGGUGGUGGUCUGGCAGCAGCGGAGCUGUGGUGGUUAGCUAUGGCGGCCCUUAUCCUCUCCAACUCCGUCAUCUCACCCACCUCCUCCCUCAAUGCCCUCACCAGGACCACCCUGCCACAGCGUCUCACCCCCUGUCCACCAUGUUGUUUGGUUCCGUCUGGCACCACCAGGAGCUUGCCGAGAGUGCGAGCUGCCAAGAAAGGCGAUGAAGAGAAGCCUUCGUUCUCGUUAGGAGACCAGUUGCUUGACUACAUUGAAGGCGGUCCCAAACUUAGGAAAUGGUAUGGUGCUCCGGACCAACUGCCGAGGGAUGGCGGUGAAGGCCCAUCAAAUGAGGACGAGGAAGAGCCUGUCGAAGAGGAGGAAGAAGGUCCCCGAGACGCUGUGCUGGUCACGGAUGCUGAUAGCGAGACUGGCCAGCUUCUGGUGCUCCAACUGAUAUUGAAAAGAAUUCGUGUUCGGGCGUUAGUGCGAGAUGCAAAAGCUGCGACAGCUGCGUUUGGUCCGUAUGUUGAGCCUGUUGUAGGAGACGUGACAGAUGCAACAAGCUUGAAGAAAGCUUUGCGAGGGGUCCGAGCUGUGGUUAUCCCAACAAAAGUAGGAGCAGUGGCAGACUCAACAGUGCUUAAAGGAGUAGAGCACAUCGUCUUCAUGUCCCAGUUGGCUGCAUACAGGAACGAGGGUGGACUAGCAGCGCUGUUUAAAGGGGGCGCUCGACGACAGGCAGAAUUGGAUGAGGCAGCUGUUGCAAGCACUGGAAUUCCUUACACGAUUGUGCGGCCCGGAGCUCUUCGCGAUGAACCCGGUGGUCAGCAGGGCUUCCAAUUCGCACAGGAUGAACCCAUAACUGGCACCAUCACUCGAGAAGAUGCCGCCACGAUUUGUGUGCGAGCCCUUAGUAAACCACCUCAACAAGCUCUCAUAUUCGAGGUUUCGAACAAAAAGGAGAAAUCUGGAGAUUGGAAAUCUAUUUUUAGCGAGCUGAAGGAAACGUCUAGUUCCUACACAUAGGAACUUUGCUGCUAGUUGUUGCUGGUCUGCUUGUAAACUGUACCAUUGUGAAACCUGAAGGAUAAACUUUCCUUGCAAGUAAAAGAACAUUUUAGCCAAAAGUUGGUGUGUAUUUUUCACAAUAGAGCUGGGAAUGAAAAUGGUGGCUGCAUAUAAAUCAAGAGGUUUAACUGCA
Physcomitrium patens is the source of this 1227-nucleotide messenger RNA. RefSeq lists its product as uncharacterized. The record is from RefSeq and is a predicted model, not a curated record. Gene Ontology annotation, cellular component: chloroplast. Lineage: Eukaryota; Viridiplantae; Streptophyta; Bryopsida; Funariales; Funariaceae.